CGAGUGAGGCAUGCCGGGAGUUGCAGUCCCGAUCUUGGGAACUACGCCGGGGGAAAGAGGGAGGGUCGGCCGGCUUGGGCUGGGGUCGCGCGGCAUUCCUCGCGUGGGAGCGAGCGAUGCAGAAAUACGAGAAACUGGAGAAGAUCGGAGAGGGCACCUACGGGACCGUCUUCAAAGCCAAGAACCGGGAGACCCACGAAAUCGUGGCACUGAAGCGGGUGCGGCUGGACGACGACGACGAGGGCGUCCCCAGCUCCGCGCUGCGGGAGAUCUGCCUUCUGAAGGAACUCAAACAUAAGAACAUUGUUCGCUUGCAUGAUGUCUUGCACAGCGACAAGAAGCUGACGUUGGUUUUCGAAUUCUGUGACCAAGACCUGAAGAAGUAUUUCGACAGCUGCAAUGGCGAUUUGGACCCGGAGAUUGUGAAGUCCUUCAUGUACCAGCUGCUGAAGGGCCUCGGCUUCUGCCACAGUCGGAACGUCCUCCACCGGGACCUCAAGCCGCAGAACCUCCUCAUCAACCGGAACGGGGAGCUGAAGCUGGCAGACUUCGGGCUGGCGCGGGCCUUUGGCAUCCCGGUGCGCUGUUAUUCGGCGGAGGUGGUGACCCUCUGGUAUCGCCCCCCUGACGUCCUUUUUGGCGCCAAGCUCUACUCCACGUCCAUUGACAUGUGGUCAGCCGGCUGCAUUUUUGCUGAGCUGGCGAACGCGGGGCGCCCCCUCUUCCCGGGCAACGACGUCGACGACCAACUGAAGCGCAUCUUCCGGCUGCUGGGGACCCCCACGGAGGAGCAGUGGCCCGGCAUGACCAAACUCCCCGAUUACAAGCCCUACCCCAUGUAUCCUGCCACGACGUCGCUGGUCAACGUAGUGCCAAAACUGAGUACAACGGGACGGGACCUGCUACAGAACCUGUUGAAAUGCAACCCAGUGCACCGGAUUUCGGCUGAAGACGCCCUACAACAUCCGUAUUUCACUGACUUCUGCCCCCCUUGAUGGUCUGUGGCGGCGGAGGGCUGGGGCGGGGCAUGUGGCACCUUUCCUCCCUCCCUCCUUCCUUCCCAACCCUUCCCAGAGCAGCUGCGGGGGGGGGGGCAAAUCCUUCUGGGGGAGGGGACCAGCCAGGAUCAGAACUUGCUCCCUCUUUGAUGUGAAUAGCUGUGAAUUCUAUAAAAUGCUGCUUUAUUCCUUU
Pantherophis guttatus is the source of this 1191-nucleotide messenger RNA. It is a transcript of the gene CDK5, whose product is annotated as cyclin dependent kinase 5. Gene Ontology annotation, molecular function: cyclin-dependent protein serine/threonine kinase activity; ATP binding. Lineage: Eukaryota; Metazoa; Chordata; Lepidosauria; Squamata; Colubridae. Gene Ontology annotation, cellular component: cytoplasm; nucleus. Gene Ontology annotation, biological process: axonogenesis; protein phosphorylation; neuron apoptotic process. The record is from RefSeq and is a predicted model, not a curated record.